AUGAUACAUCAAGAUGGAACAUUAAUAAUAAUUAUAAAAAAUAAACUGUGUCAUCGUGAACUUUUUAAUGGUGGAUACUACUUUGUUUUCAAAAUUGGUAAUAAAUGUGUAAGGUUUCAUACACCAGAUGGAACUUUUAAAUUUUUUAUAACAAAAGAAGAAUAUAAUAAAACUAUCGAUCUAUUCAUUUUCAAAAGAGAAAGAAUUAGAAAAAGGUCACCAGGAGAUAAUAAACCAUUAACAGGCGUAAAUAUGAUAAGACAAAUGGUAUCUAGAGACACAAUAGAUUUUUUGAAAUUGAGACCAACAUUGAAAGUCGCUACAAGAAUUGAAUGGAACUCUAUUGAGGUAGAUUUUAUCAACGGAGAAGUCGCCUUGUUAUUAGAUAUCGAGUUCUAUCCGACCUUGCCACUUCUUCCAGGAAAGAUACGGGAAGCUCAUGCAUUAUCGGAAGGUGAAUCAAGUUUAAAACCACCCUUACCAUCAAGAUAUAAAAAACCACUAGUUAAUUAUACACAUGUCCCAGAGCAUCGACGGUCCAGCUCUAAACCUUUGAACUAUGUCAGGAGCGCAUUUUCUCUUUCACAUUCUCUGAAUAAAAAAGAGCAAAAAAGGUAUCAGCUUCAUAACGCAGGUUCUACUAUUAUGCUUGAAACCAAAGAAAACUAUAGUAUUAGUGACAUGAAAAGUGACGCUGGUUAUAUUCAUGGAGACUCCACUUUUAAAUCGAAUACCACUGACGUAAAUCCAGUGUUAAUAGCGAAUUAUAUUAGGAAAAAUGUACAACCACAUAAAAACCCAGAUAAGUUAUCAUUAUAUACCACUCCAAGGGAAUACUUACAAAGUGAAUAUAAUAGACUUCUGCACAAUGAAAGCAUUGAUUUCAGCCACCCAUUUAGCAUUGACAAUAUUCGAGUCACGGGAUAUGUGGGUAAUGGUCGUUGGUGCGACAGCGCAUUGAACGAUUCUUCACAAUAUUAUUAUUUGAUGAAAUAUGUCACAGCUUUUCCCAGUCCGAGGUUACCGCCUAAAUGUCCGAUCAAUAUGCUCUUGGAAGAGUAUUAUUUAAUUGACAAAAAAAUUACAUAA
Molecule: messenger RNA, 1089 nt
Organism: Tetrapisispora phaffii CBS 4417
Lineage: Eukaryota; Fungi; Ascomycota; Saccharomycetes; Saccharomycetales; Saccharomycetaceae
Exons: 1
Coding region: 1-1089 (362 amino acids)
Source: RefSeq, a predicted model, not a curated record